Molecule: messenger RNA, 3345 nt
Organism: Saccostrea cuccullata (small rock oyster)
Lineage: Eukaryota; Metazoa; Mollusca; Bivalvia; Ostreida; Ostreidae
Product: methionine--tRNA ligase, cytoplasmic-like
Exons: 26
Coding region: 83-3139 (1018 amino acids)
Biological process (GO): methionyl-tRNA aminoacylation
Cellular component (GO): cytosol; aminoacyl-tRNA synthetase multienzyme complex
Molecular function (GO): methionine-tRNA ligase activity; ATP binding
Source: RefSeq, a predicted model, not a curated record
GUUAGUGGGCGCAGACAUAGUUGACAGACACCGUGGGUCAUUUGAUUUAGGUGAUGAAACCGGAUCAACAGCACUAGAGAAAAUGAAACUGUUUACAGAUCAAGGAAAUUUUAAGUCUUUGAAAGUGAUAGCAGCUCUGGAGUUGACUGGACUGCCCUAUACACUCGAGAAAUGCGGUCAUGAAGACCGUGUGGUUCCAUACCUGUCCAGUCCCUCCCUACCUGUUCUAGAAGUCAGUCUUCAGAGGUUUCUCUUCUCCCCCAAUGCUGCAACAAGGUAUAUAUUAAACACAAAGUCAGAGGAGGAUGACUACAAUGUAGACAAGUGGUUGGAGUGGGAAAGUUCACAGCUUCAGCCCUACCUAGUUCGCUAUCUUGUCAGUGUUAUAGUUCACAAGAAACCAGACACAGAGUCUCUCAACAGAAUACAACAGCUUCUCAAGUUCCUAAACGCUGAACUCAAAAGUAAAUCUCUGACAAAGAUACAGGACUCGGCAGCUGACCUAGUUCUGUGGGGUUCCCUGUUCCCAGUGUUCAAGGGAGCAGCAGAAAUUAAAGGUUGGGAGAGCCAAUACUCAAACAUCAAGACUUGGUUUAACUCAGUGAACAGUCUGCCGUGUUGUCAGGCAGCUCUAUCUAAAGUUAUACCUGGGGAAGACACCACCUGUCUAAAGGGUUCACUGAGUGCUCAGCCUGUUCCUCUUCUGGAGCAGGAGACCAGGUUAGAAGAACCAGUCCAAAAGUCAAAACCACAGAAAGGCAAGAUGGAAAAACCAGCAGAAAAUACUGCAGCGGAGGAGAGUCUGCUUGUUAAAGAAGCCUCAGCAGAGGAAAUUCAGACUGCCAAAGAAUCUUGGAAGACCGGCAAGUCAAAAUGUCCUCUACCCAGAGAGAGGAAACACCCCAUUUUACCAAAUUCAGGGGAGAGAAAUCUUUUGAUCACAAGUGCUCUCCCUUAUGUAAAUAAUGUGCCUCACCUUGGUAACAUUAUUGGCUGUGUUCUUAGUGCUGACGUCUUCUCAAGAUACUGUCGUCUGAGGAACUAUAACUGCCUGUACAUUUGUGGGACAGAUGAAUACGGAACAGCCACUGAGACGAAAGCCAUCGAGGAGGGGAUAACUCCGCGGGAGAUCUGUGAUAAAUACAACAAAAUACACAGAGAAAUCUACGACUGGUUCAACAUCUCAUUUGAUAAAUUCGGCAGGACUUCUAUACCAGAACAGACUAAGAUUGCCCAGGAAAUAUUCUGGAAGCUAGAGAAGAAUGGAUUUAUACUCAGGGACAGUAUAGAGCAACUGCAGUGUCAAAAAUGUCUAAGGUUUUUGGCAGACCGCUUUGUUGAGGGCACUUGCCCACUCUGUGGCUAUGACGAUGCCCGUGGUGAUCAAUGUGACGGGUGUGGGAAGUUACUGAAUGCUAUCGAUCUAAGAGACCCUAAAUGUAAAGUCUGUCAGGGAAUUCCAAUGGUCAAAUCUUCACAACACUUGUUUCUGGACUUACCAAAGAUUGAGAGUAAGCUACAGACUCACCUUAACACAGUGUUUGAUAAAGGGAUCUGGACAAACAACGCUCGGGUCAUCACGAACUCGUGGUUGCGGGAUGGACUCAAACCGCGCUGUAUCAGCCGAGAUCUCAAGUGGGGCAUUCCAGUACCCUUAGAGGGAUUCACUGAUAAAGUGUUUUACGUGUGGUAUGAUGCUCCAAUUGGAUACAUAUCGGCCACAGCUUGUUACACUGACCAGUGGGAAAAAUGGUGGAAAAACCCCAAACAGGUUGAGCUGUUUAACUUUUUGGGUAAAGACAAUGUUCCCUUCCACUCUGUGAUAUUUCCCUCCACACUCCUGGGAGCUAACGAUAAUUACACAGUUGUCAACCACAUGUCAGCGACAGAGUACCUGAAUUAUGAGGAUACAAAGUUCUCCAAGAGUCGAGGGACAGGGGUGUUUGGUCACAUGGCUAAAGAGACCGGAAUCCCCGCCGAUGUCUUCAGAUUUUACCUGUUGUAUGUACGACCAGAAUCACAGGACAGCAGUUUUAGCUGGGACGAUUUUCAGCUGAAAAACAACAGUGAACUUCUGAAUAACUUAGGAAACUUCAUCAACAGGGCAUUAAUGUUUGUCAGUAAUAACUUUGGAGGAGAGAUUCAGGAGAUGAACCUGACAGAGGAAGAUUUCCAUCUGUUGGCUCUAGUCAAUAGAGAACUGCAGACCUACAUAGACAACAUGGAGCAAAUCAAGUUGAGAGAUUCGAUCAGAAAUAUUCUAAGUAUAUCAAGGCUGGGGAAUCAGUACAUGCAGGCCAACAAACCCUGGGUCUUAGUGAAAGGCAGUCAGACAGACAAAACUCGUGCUGGUACUGUGGUCAGUCUCUCUGCUAACUUGGCCACUCUUCUGUCCGUACUCGUCCAGCCGUACAUGCCGAGGGUCAGCGCGACCAUCCAGGAUCAGCUGAAGACGCCGGACGAGUGUAACGUCAUCCACCGGGUGUUUGUGUGUCAUCUCCCACCGGGACACAAAAUAGGCAAGCCCAGUCCUCUGUUUGAAAAAAUAGAGGCUUCCAAAAUUCAGGAGAUGAAGAAACGAUUCGAGGGGGAACCUGCUCCGCAGAAAUCCUCCUCCAAAAAAACUGCUUCAGGAAGCACUGAGGAGAUUCAGAAACUGAAUGAUGACAUUACGGCUCAGGGUAAUGUUGUGAGGGAAUUGAAAGCUAAGAAAGCAGACAAGGCUGUGAUUAAUGAGGAGGUGACAAAGUUACUGGCCCUGAAGAAACAGUUAACAGACAUCAGUGGAGAACCAGCACCAGGGGGAGGCAAACAAAACAGCAAACAGGCAAAGAAGGGGGGAGACAAACAGAAUAGUGGACAGGCAAAUAAGUCAGCAGCCAAGGUAAUGGAGAAUAAGAAAGCUGAAGCACCUGCAGUGAAUGGAGCUGUUGACAGUAAAGAAGUAGAGAGGCUAACUGAGGCUGUAGCUCAACAGGGAUUAAAAGUGCGGGAUUUGAAAUCCCAGAAAGCAGAGAAAUCACAGAUAGACUCCGAGGUGGCAGUGUUACUAGAUCUAAAGAGACAGCUAGCAGUGGCCCAGGGUCAGGACCCAGAGGCCCUCACAGGGGGAAAGGGGAAGAAAGGCAAAAAGAAAUAGAGGCCCUCAAAGGGUGAACUGGAAAAAAAGAGAAGAAAAGGCUAAUUUUAUAAUAAUUAUAAAGAAAGGCAAAAACUGUAAAAAGAUGGGAUUAAGUGAUGGACCUAAAUAGGUGGAUUGUUAAGAAUGUUCUUAAUACGUGAAAAAAUUUGACUUUCAAAUGAUCAUCAGGAUGAAACACAAAUAAACAAGGAUAUUCAAUUAUU